This is a messenger RNA of Sardina pilchardus (European sardine), 6781 nucleotides long. Its product is annotated as TOG array regulator of axonemal microtubules protein 1. Bases 1159 to 5709 code for a protein of 1516 amino acids. The transcript is spliced from 22 exons. Gene Ontology annotation, biological process: microtubule cytoskeleton organization. Gene Ontology annotation, cellular component: cytoplasmic microtubule; cilium. Gene Ontology annotation, molecular function: microtubule binding. The record is from RefSeq and is a predicted model, not a curated record. NCBI's taxonomy places the organism in Eukaryota, Metazoa, Chordata, Actinopteri, Clupeiformes, Clupeidae.
UAUCAGCGGAGUAACGGUUUUGAACGUCUAGUGAGUGAGAGUGGAGCAGGAUACUGUCGGUAACUCCUAUUUUAUUACCGAAUGGAAUUGGACUGUGCGCGUUUGCUCAAGACGUCUACUGAUAACAGCAUCACUUACUGCAUAUGAGGUCUGAAUUUCAGUUCUAAAGUUAGCAGCUAAUGAGGUUGUUAGCUAAAUAUCAUGAUGAACUGUAUUAUAGCUUUCACAAUGGUCAGUUAACGUUAGAGCUAGCUGGAUAAACUUUCUGCCAAACCAUUAGCUAACUAGUCUACGGCAUGGAGGGAAAUGUGUGUGGUUUGGCAUGUUUCUACACGUCAAAAUGUAACGUUAACGUUACUUAAGCAGUCAUGAUUAACGUGGCUAACGACUCAGUGCAUAAGUUGGUGAGCUAGCCUGUUAACGAGCUAUAUCCAGCCAGUUAGCUUAAGUUAAGUUGUAAGGAAUGUUUUAGGGAAAUGUCGCAUACCGCAGUGCCUUUACUGAAGCAAACAGCUUUCUUGACGACUAAAAUAGCUUCCCAUAUCUUGGAAUAUUUUUCUCUGUAGCGAAGGAAAGAAUACAGUCCGUGGAAUAUUUUUGUUUCAGAGUUAGACCUAACAGUGAAAUCAUUGCGACGGGAAUAUGACAACAUAAUCGGUGUAGAGGAUACAUUAUCUGGCUACUCAUCUCGUGCAGCAGACGUGUUGCCAGGUUAAGCUGUCACAGGAAUGUGCUUUAGCCAUUUGCAUGUAAAUCAAUGAAAGUUACAGCCCUUGACUUGCUUGCAGCUGACAGACCGAUAAAUGGAACUUGCUUUUCGAAUACUCAAUGGAUGUUGUAUACAAUGUAACAAGUGCAUUUGACUAUUUGUAACAGUUCCUGAGUACCCGUGGCUCUUAGCGUCCAAAGAGAACAUGGAGUAGGCUAAGUGUCCAAAAUCCUUAACACAGGAAAUUAAGCAGGACUGUCAUUGACGCUAUUUUAAAUUGGAUGCAUUCAACUGGACCAGACUAAGCAGUGCUUCCUCGCCGAGAUGCCUUACACAAAUUUGAGGCUGAAUGUUUCCGAGUUGAAAUGAGAUAGCCAUAUGUCCUUGGCCAAGAUGGCUGUGAAUCUUGAACAGAGCCCCAGUCCUGUUGUAUCUUUAGCUCCUAAAUUAUGACUGGGCUUCCGUCAGAACAAUCAAUAAUGAUUUAUGGAUUAAUACCUCAGGAGUUACAUGAUCAGCUCCUGGACCAUGACAACUACCAGAACAGAACAAAUGGAGUGGAGGAACUCAAAAACAUUCUCUUUGAGUUGGACUUGAAGCCAGUUCCGUCUGACAGUAUUGUGGAAUUCAUUGGCUUUUUACGCAAGCUACUGGAUGACAGCAACUUCAAAGUCUUAUAUGGCACUUUACAGGUGAUAAACCUUCUAGUUCAGAAAUUAGACUAUAAUGUAGAGAAAUUUUGCAAACAGAUAGUUGUUGUUGCUCUCAAAACCCUGGGAGACACUCGUGCGGUCACCAGGAAUGAGUACAUGAACGUUUUUCGGCAGCUUAUGAGAAUUGUAGGCCCACAGAAGGUCCUGGACCUUGUGAUCGGACACCUCAGACACAAAAACUCAAGAGUGAGAGAAGAUGUUCUUAACAUCAUCACUGCGGCCAUGCUCACCCACCCAAGGAAAGACUUUAACAUUCCCAGCCUUUGUUUUGAAGUAGCCCCAUACUUGGCUGACAGCAAGAGGAAAGUGCGACAUGCGGCCCUGGAGCUCUUUGCUGUCUUUGACUACUGCCUUGACACUGGGAAAAAGCAGCCGCUGAUGAAAGCAAUUGACAGAGUGGAACUCACGGCAGAUGUAGAGGGUCUUAUGGCAGCUGUUCAGGCGAGAAAAGCCAGACACAUACUCCCUCGGCUUUCUGCUGAGGGCACAAUUGAAUAUGCCUUGGUCAUACCCAAACCUGGACAGAGACGCUCAACCCAGUUUGGCUCUGGGGCAGAUGUGGACUGGGUCCUUAAUGGUGGGAGAAGCAGCAGUGCCCGGAGUCAGAGGACUGAACCAGACACGGACCGGCUGUGCGGAUACGGGAGCCUUGGCUCCCUCACUGACGACUUCCCCCUGCAGAGGAGAAUCGUGAGCGCGGGCAAAGGGAAAAACAAGCUACCCUGGGAAAGGACCAGUUUGCCUUGUGCUCCGGACCCACGGCCCUCCAGUCCAUGCAAUGGAAAACCAUCUAGCCAGAUCAGCAGCAGUGAUGAUAUGCUCUCCUCCUAUUCCCCACACCGGGGGACGUGUGUCUCCAGCUUUGGAUCAGGAGAGUUGGCUCCAUCGUCGGGAAGAUGGGAGCGCUUGGGAAGGCUACGUCGGAGUGGGAGCCUGGAUUCUGACCCAGACAUAUUCAAGGCUGCCCUUUCCAGCAAUACUGAGAGAGUAUUUCCCAAACCGGGUCGCCUCCUCUCGGGCAACCCCAGCGUGGAGCGGACCUUCUCCCUGCCUUCCAACCCCACGCCCACUGGAACAUUCCUGCUGCCCUCCUACCCCCUGGCCUCCCUGCCAGGGGGUGUCCUGACCCCCACCCUGUCCCGCCGGCAUCGAGCCGACUCGUCCCUCUCCAUGUCCAACACCUGGCCCAACAAGAGAGAGGUCAGCCCCCACCGCCGGGACACCAGCCCCUGGAGAGACUCCACUGGUGAGGUGUUGUCCAGCAGGUGCUCCCCGCUGCCACUGCGAGCCUCUCUGGUCAGCUCAUCGUCCACCUCCUCCUUCCGCCAGGCCCUCAGCAGCUCCAGGCCCGUCUCCUCGGUGUCCCCCGUCUCGCCCGUCACCCCCACCGGCAUGGUGAUCGCGCUGCCUGACCGAGGCAUCGCCUCCAAUGGCCGGGGAAGCAGCCGGCAGGAGCAGCAGCCCCACGGGGAGAGGGACCUCCAUCUGCACCUGGCCAACCUUGGCAUGCAAGACCAGGAGGACGAACCCCUCAACCGUGAGGAGAUGCUGAACUCCCUGCGCUCCCUGCGCAACAGUGCUGCUAAGAAGCGGGCCAAGGUGAGCCAGAGUGGCUCAGAACAGGACCCGGACAGCCCGGACUCUGCAGUCCGGCUUGAGACAGCCCUGGACUCGCCCUCACACACAUCCCCCUCCAUCACCUCCCCGCUGAGUGAGAGUGGCCUGUCCAGCCUCUGCUCUCCCCCUACGCCCACACUCAAUGGCUCCCAGACUAGCCCAGGAAACUCCGCCACAAAGACUCGCCCUCCGCGCGUGUCCUCUGCUAAACAGAGAGCUGCCGUUCCCAUGGAGUUUACCUCUCUACAAGCUGUGCUGCCUAAAGAUAAUAAAGGCCCCUCAGAGGUGAGUGUGGUUGGCCAGAGACUGACCUAUCACAACGGGCCAGUGGAGUCCGAUGAGGAUUGGAGCAGGGAGAUGUCUCCACUCACUAGCAGACCCGCAGGACGAGAGCCCAUCAGAGCUCUCAGGCCAGCUAAAGGCCAACCGAUGCUCAGUAGCUCCAGCAGGACCUCUCCUGCAGGUGACAUGUCUGAAGGUGUGGUCGGCAGAGGAGUGUUUGGGCCAGUUCCUCCGUCCAGUGGCUUGGGUGUGCCUUCCUCGUCCUCUGAGCAGGGCGACUCCACAGGCCGUGUGUCCUGUGAUCCUCCGGUGGGCGUGUACGGGCACGCAGUACCGGGAAGUCAGCAGGACUCGGAGACCAAUGCAGACUCGGAAGAUGCAAUGGAGAGAGUGAAACUGUCCAAACUGGCACGGGACAAGAUGCGGCAGCAUCGCCUGGAUCAGCAGGAUGGUCCCCAGCCUCCAGCAGACAGACAGAGAACGGAGAGGAUAAGGCGCUCCAGAAAUAUCAUGACCGAGAGCAGCACAGAAGAUUCUGGAAACCUGCAAGACUUCCAGCUGAAUGGCAGUAUGGUGGUGUCCGCAAAGUCUGACUCCCCAGGGGAUGACACCACCCCCAGCCCCACCAGUCCUCCAGGACCCCAGAGUCCCAUCAAGUGCUUGAGCCCCCCUCACCAGCCCAGCCCCCCGACGGUGCCCCCCACCUCCAGGAGCACGCUGCCCCGACGGAGGAGAGCACCCAGCCUCACCAGGGCCAGGCCAUUACUCUCCCAGAGCACAGAUGACUUGGCUCCUGGCCAGAAGAAGGAUCCACAGGAGCAGUCAGAGCUCAGGCCCUUCUCCAAGCCGGAGCUGGCUCUCACUCAGAGCUUCAAGCUACUCAACUCCGACGACUGGGAGAAGAAGAUUGAGGGUCUGACGUUCCUACGCUGCCUGUCCCAGUACCACUCUGACGUGCUCUCCAACAGACUUCAUGACGUGUGCCUCGCCCUCAUCUCAGAGGUCAGGAACCUGCGGUCGGGCGUGUCUCGUGUUGCUGUGGUAACUGUGGGGGAGCUGUUUGCAAAGCUCCAACGGGGGAUGGACCAGGAGUUGGAUGUGGUUGCCCGGGCGCUGCUCCACAAAGCUGGCGAAUCAAAUGCCUUCAUCCGACAGGAUGUGGAUGCAGCACUGGACAGCAUGGUGCAGCACUGCACGCCGACGCGCACCAUGAGCGCCCUGCUCACUGGAGGACUCAGUCACUUAAAUUCAGUUGUGAGGAAAUGCAUGGCCCAGCACAUGGCCACCCUGGUGGAGAAGAUUGGAGCCAGCCGUGCCCUGUCUGGUGGAAAAGACCUGACUGACCGCAUCCUUCCUGCCGUCACCAGGCUGGCACAGGAUUCGUCCCAGGAAGCCAGGUACUUUGGUCGUCGGAUGCUGCUGUUUCUGUCUUCACACCGGGACUUUGACAAAAUGCUGGAGAAAUAUAUCCCAAGCAAGGACCUGGCCACUGUCAGGGAUACGGUCUUCACUCUGAAAACCAAGGGUCUGGGGGAAAUGCCACAGGACACUCCCUCAGCACGAGGCCGACGCUCUCUCCCAGGAAGUGGUACGAUCCGAGCCUCAUCUUUGACCAGAGAGCCUCUGUCCAGCAGCAAAGACUAUGGGCAGUAUAGUGGCAAAGGCCAGGCCCACAGCAUUGCAGACAAGACCGAGUACAUCAAACAGAUCACUGGCCUGAUGAACUCUAAGGACUUCCGUGAGCGCAUCAAGGGCAUUGAUCAGCUAGUGGGAGACUGUGAAUAUACACCAAACCUGGUCAUUGGAAGCAUGUUUCAGGUAUUUGAUGCCUUCAAGGCACGACUCCAAGAGUCCAACAGCAAAGUCAAUUUGUACGCUCUCGAGGCCUUGCCCAGGAUCAUCACUCAGCUGAAGGACAAUUUGGCUCAAGUGGUUUACAUUUUGGUCCCUGCCAUUGUUGACAAUCACCUCAACUCUAAGAACAACGCCAUCUACAGUGCUGCUAUCAGUGCCAUUGAUGAACUUAUUCAAAACCUUGACAACUCACUCCUUCUUCAACCAUUCUGCACUAAGGCCCAGUAUCUCAGUGGAAAGGCUAGAGUUGACCUUAUCGAGAAGGUGGCAGAUCUGGUGAGGGAGCUGUACCCACGCAAGCCUCAGAUGGUGGAGCAGAAAGUGCUGCCACUGCUCUGGCACCUCCUGGGUGCCUCCACCAACAGUGGCACCGUCCAUGGGCGGGGUGGCAGUGUGCGGGCAGCCACUGGCACCCUGUGCCAGGCCCUGUACGACCACAUGGGACCCGCACUGGCCGAGUGUGCGGUCUCACAGCCCACCAGCACCCACAAGAGCUUGAAUGAGCUCCUGAACACCCUGAACGCACCCAACUGAGCCAGUCCUUAGCAGUCUCGCUGGAGAAAUCCACAUAAUACUAAUACCAAACGUAAAACCUACCAGAGAGUGGUGGAGAAACACAGACAGACACAAAUGCUGAUGUUACUUGAAGACAGAUGUUCUUGAAUUUUCACAGUGCCUGCACUUUUAUUUAGAUCACCCCCUUGGUUUUCUAACAUGACAAUAACAACAAUAAUUAUUCUCAUGAAUAAACACUUUUAAAAUGCUUGAUAGUGGUAGUGGCCCUGAAGUCAGAUAUUCCACAGAGAUAACAUUCACCAAUAGGAGUUCAUCAGGUUGCAAACCUCUUACCAUUUUACUCUUUUUGCACUUUGAACAAGUAGGACUUAUCAUGGUAAUUGUUGUCAUGAACUUUAUUAGAGAUCAACAUUGUUAUAUGAUUGUCAGUGGUGUUUUCUUGUGAAUUUUUCAGAUGUUGAGAUAAACUCGAAACACUUUUUGGCAGAAUGUACCAUUUUCAAAUGCACAAAGAAACAGGGAUACAAGGAUGUAUAUUUUUGAUGUUGAAAUUGUAAUGUGUGAUAUUUCUAAGAGGUGUCUUAUACAGUUGUUAUAAAGAUUUGUGAUCGUCAGAAUAUGUGAUGAUUGCAGUGAAAAAAAGAGACUUCUGUACUGUAAAGCUCAUAUGUGUAAUAGCCCAGUAUUAGUUUAAUCUGUCCAAUGUUGCAGUACAUAAUUUAUGUUGUGCUUAUCUCAAUGGCUCUUUCAUUUCCAGUUAAGAUAUUGCGUGAGAAUUUUGUCUUUUGCAUGACCAAAUGAAUAUAUUGACAGGGGGUGAAAAAAGCAACAAAAAAGAAAACUAUAUUUGUAUUUUGUUAAGGAUAUAUUUUAAUGUACACAGAUGCCUAAAUCAGCUGUGGGUGUUAAAGGCUUGUAUUUUUGGUGGUCCUAACAUUAAGAUUAUCUUUAAUGAUUUAUACAGACACUUUAUGCCCAGAUCUGUAAUUCUCUGUCAGCAUAGUGCCAGUCUUAUAGCCUUAGAAUUGUUAAAUUAUAUGGAACUUGUCAAGUGUAAGAGAAUAAUCUAUAAUUAAAUUGUUUUAUUUCU